Messenger RNA from Neltuma alba, 1759 nucleotides. Its product is annotated as QWRF motif-containing protein 3-like. Gene Ontology annotation, biological process: spindle assembly. Gene Ontology annotation, molecular function: microtubule binding. Gene Ontology annotation, cellular component: cytoplasm; nuclear microtubule. Bases 1 to 1716 code for a protein of 571 amino acids. The transcript has 6 exons. The record is from RefSeq and is a predicted model, not a curated record. Lineage: Eukaryota; Viridiplantae; Streptophyta; Magnoliopsida; Fabales; Fabaceae.
AUGUCUUCAACCAAGAAAGACAAGGAUUCUGUGAUUUCUUCUCAGUCGCCGAAGCAUCGCAGAGGCAAAACACGUGAAGUGAGUUCGCGAUUUCUCUCUCCCACCUCAACCACGUGGCUUGAAGCUGAAUUUGCGUCUCCUCAAGGAGCUGUCUCGCCGAUUCGACGCAAACAGGGGUCGUCGGACUCUACCGACAACCGGAAGCAUUGGAGUCUAGAGGACGCGGGUCUUCUCCGAGGACAGCUUUGGCCUUCUUCGUCCUCUACAGUGAAUAAAAACAACCUUGAUGCUACUCUCGCUGAUCAUCUUGGUAAUGAUAGGCUCAGGGACUUCCUUGAUCGCAAAAGUAACGAGAAAUCUGAAAAAUCUAACUCUGUUUUUGCUCUCACUAAGCAGAGGAGUUGCAGUGUGUUUAAGAGGUUUGAGAAUGAUCAAUUUGAUAAUAACAGUAAUAGUAAUAUUUCCAAAGAAAAUCACCAACAUGCUAUUAUUGGUGGAUCUACGAGGUACACGGGAAAACUUGGUUUUCCCGGAAAAUCAUCUUCGUCUGUGAAUUCCAGUUGUAAGGAUUUUAAUAUUGUCCCAGGUAGAUUGUCAGUAGAUGAGAAUGCUCUGUACAGAAAAUCGGAAUCCUUUACUACGACUCUGGACUCUGAAUCAGACUGCAGCGAUAUCCCUUCAGGUGCUUCUGAUUUAAGUACCAGGAAAUUAGGGAUAGAAGUUCCGUCUAAGUAUAUGAAUCAUAUAUCAAGAAGGAGCCGGAGAGGUACUUCGGAUUCGAACAUUCAGCAUCCACUGUCAUCAGAGGACUCUUCCAUUUUAAAGAAAUUCACUAUAAAAAAUGCGAUCAAGAGGGCAAAUUCUCUCACCGGAUAUAAAAGUUCAAAAUCGCAAUGGGCUCUAUCACCAGGGCGAUCAGGAUCGCCACCGAUGUCUGUGGAAAGCAAGGAGAAACUCAUUUCGUUUUCAGGCUUGAAGCCUCCAACUAGUCCCUCACAUGUAGCUAAAGGCGUGGAUAAAUUUCUAAACAGGGGCUUCGAUUUCUUCCGGGGCAAGAAAUCAUCUACGAAUUCAACUUUAACAGGAUCGAGUACUUCAGACACUGUUUAUCAGCUUCGAUUGAUGGAUAAUCGAUUGAUGCAGUGGCGAUAUGCAAAUGCUAAAGCUGAAGCUGUGAACAAAAGCCUUUCUAUUCAAGCAGAAAGCAAUUUACUAUAUGCUUGGAAUGGCGUCACGAAGUUGCAACGAUCAGUGAUGCAAAAGAAGAUGCAGUAUGAGAAAGAAAAGCUUGAGAUGAAACUUAACUUUAUAAUACAGUCUCAGAAUAAGCUAUUAGGAGUAUGGGGAGAUUUGGAAAGACAACACAUGUCAGCAAUUACUGUAAUUAAAGAUUGUCUGCACUCUAUUGUCUGCAAAUUACCCUUAACAGAAGGCGCAGAGGUGGACAUACCAUCAAUGUCUGUUACUCUAAAACAUGCAUAUGAACUUAUGGCUUCCAUGAAGUCAGCGUUAACAAGUUUUUCACCUUUGGCUGAUGAGGUUGCAGCAUGGUUAUCAGAAUUAGCAGAGGUUGUUUCUCAAGAAAAAUUGCUUCUUGAUGAGGUUCAUGAUCUUUUCCAGAACAUAUCUUUUCUUGAGUUGCAAGAGAGAAGUAUGAAAUGUGGGCUCAUUCAACUUCAAAGCCGGCAACAGCAAUAUUUGCAGCAACAAUUGUAGCCAGCGAACUUUCCAAUAGAUUAUGUGUAAAUGAAUAAAAUGU